Messenger RNA from Rotaria sp. Silwood1, 594 nucleotides. NCBI's taxonomy places the organism in Eukaryota, Metazoa, Rotifera, Eurotatoria, Philodinida, Philodinidae. The record is from the annotation of a GenBank genome assembly.
AUGUCUAUUGAUAAUCAACUUUCAAAAAUGUACUAUUGUCGGAUAUGUUCGAAUAAAGAAUAUCAUGCAAUUCAAUUAAUUGAACCAUUAGUUGAUCUUAUUCGUAAUCCAUUAACAAUGUGUCCUCGUAUUUCUUCUGUUCCGUCGAAUCUUUAUCUUACUCGUGAAUUUGCUCUUCAAUCAAAGCGUUUCCUUCUUUUUGCAUCUUCAUCAUCAUUUCAUAUCGAUUCACCUUUGACAACAACUAUGGCUUCAUUUGCACUAUGGCUUUAUACAUCGGGUUCACGAAAAAUUCUUAUUGAUAUUGACAGUUCAUAUUUUAAAAGUCGAAAUGGAAAUAUAGCUGAAAUUGGGAAGUUUAAUGCUUGGAACAUGCUUGAAUCUAUAGCUAAACCUAAUGAUUAUGUUGUUAUCAAACUUGAUAUUGAUAAACCAUCAUUAGAAAGUGCCUUAAUGAAACAAUUAUUAGAUGAAUUAUUUUUUGAAAAACAUGUUUCUAAUAAUUCAACAUCGAAAAAAGAUAAACUAAAAGAUUUCUACGACUUAUUUACAAAACUAGGAGAGUAUGGUAUUCGAAUGCAUGGAUGGCCAUAA